Daktulosphaira vitifoliae (grape phylloxera) is the source of this 1738-nucleotide messenger RNA. RefSeq names its product protein Wnt-1-like. Gene Ontology annotation, biological process: neuron differentiation; multicellular organism development; cell fate commitment. The record is from RefSeq and is a predicted model, not a curated record. Gene Ontology annotation, cellular component: extracellular region. The coding region runs from base 194 to 1243 and encodes 349 amino acids. The transcript has 7 exons. NCBI's taxonomy places the organism in Eukaryota, Metazoa, Arthropoda, Insecta, Hemiptera, Phylloxeridae. Gene Ontology annotation, molecular function: cytokine activity; frizzled binding.
AUCCCCAAGUAGUCGGUUGAGGUUCAGUUACAAAGAAAAAAAACGUUUAUUUUCGCUAUAUCAAAAUUAUAAUUUGACCACUAGGAUACAAUUUAAUAAGCAAUGAUUAAUUUUGACCAUGCCAGGUUGUUUUAUUAUACAAAAGUUUAAAUUUUAAGUCAUUUUUAUUCAUCAUUUGUUUUAAACAUAAAAAAUGAUGCCGAAUAUUAAGAUUUUCUUGAUAGUUAUUCUUUUCUCAUUUUCUAAAGCGAAUUGGUGGUACUUAGGAUUACAAAAUUACCCGCCUAAAGAGUACAAUCCAUUACUAAGUCACAAAGAAAAUUGUUACCGCUACAACUUUUUAAAGAAUAGACAACAGCAAUUAUGUGAUCUCGGCGAAAAAAUAAUGAGUGUUGUUAGUAGCGGGACAAAAAUGGCCAUUGAAGAAUGUCAGCAUCAGUUUGGCUCUCAACGAUGGAAUUGUACAACUUAUUUAAACAACACAUCCGUGUUUGGUAAUGUAAUGAUGUAUCGAAGUAGAGAAAAGGCAUACGUUAAUGCCAUUACAGCUGCAGGAGUAGCAUAUGCAAUAACCAAAGCUUGUUCCAGAGGUGAACUUAAUGAGUGUAGUUGUGACAACAGAAUUAAGAAAUCUCAGACUCAGAAAAAUUGGCAAUGGGGCGGAUGUUCAGAGGAUAUUCAUUUUGGCGAAAAAUUCAGUCGAGAUUUUGUUGAUUCAAUUGAAGACACGGAUAACGUACAUGGAUUAAUGAAUGUGCACAAUAAUGAAGCAGGAAGAAGGAUUAUUCGUUCAAGUAUGCAGAAAGUGUGCAAAUGUCAUGGAAUGUCGGGUUCUUGUAGUGUGAGAAUAUGUUGGAUGAGACUUUCAUCAUUCCGCGACAUUGGCGACACGUUGAUGGUUCGAUACGAAGGAGCGUCUCAUGUUCGUUUAGGAGAAAAAAAGCGAAAGAAAAUAAAAAAAUUACGACCUAUCAGAAUGGAUAGAAAAAUGCCAAAUAAAACUGAACUGGUUUAUUUAGACUCCUCUCCAGAUUAUUGCGAACAUAACGAAUCAAUGAGUUUAAUGGGAACUUACGAUAGAGUAUGUCAAGGCUUAGAUGGUUGUAGACAUCUUUGUUGUCACAGAGGAUUCCAAAUUAGACUACGAGAUGUCGAAGAAAAAUGUAAAUGCAAAUUUAUUUGGUGUUGCAAUGUGGUAUGCGAAGUGUGUAAAUUUAAAAAAGAAGAAUAUAUUUGUAAUUAGUUACUUUUCUUUUUUUAUCUAUAAAUGUAGUAAAACCUACAAGCCAUAGAUUCAUUAUUCACGUUAUAUAUUAAUGUUUAAAAAAUAUGGGUAUAUAAAACUGACAGUCAGGGCUGGUAAAAUAUACAUGAAUAGUUAUUUAAAUGUACCCAAUUUUUUUAAUUUUAGACCGACUCUGUAUACUAUAAAUUGUAUUUUGUAAUAGUGAAUAGACUCAAAUAUAUCAUUUUAUUGUGAGAUUUUUUAAAUAAGUAAGGAAUGUAUACGAAAAAUAAAUGUUGCAUUCCAAACUUAUUUCUAAUUUGUAAAUAAGUUUGCGUUUGUUUUAUCAAUUUUAUAUAAAUCUCGAUAAAAUGGACUAAUUUAAGUUUUCAUUUGCAAGUUAUUAAAAAAAACAUUAUUAUACAUAUAUUAUUUGAAAAUAAUUAACAAAACUUACAUCUCAAUUUAUUAAAGGUACAUUUAUUAAUAAAUAUUAUAUUGAAAAAAUAUUUU